AUGGCACUCAAUUUUCUCUCUUUCUUGCUCAUCUCUCUCACAAUCUUCGGCUUUUCGACCAUUGUCGAGUCCCGAUCUCGUGCAAGAAUGUAUCUUACAUUACAGUGUCGAUCAGCGAUAUAUCCUGAACUAUGCGUUAAAACCCUUUUGCCGUAUGUAGCCAAAACCGGCCUUCCAAGCCCGCAACUAUUGGCUCAUAUUUCACUCGCCACAUGCCUAUCGAAAGCGCGGGUUACAAAGACCUACUUGAAAAUGGUAGCGAAGAAAUUGAACGAAACCAAGAGUUUUGGAGACUCCGAAGCAAUAGAAGAAUGUAUGUAUCGAAUCAAUGAUGGAGUGGACCAAAUAACGCAAUCUUUUAAGGAGUUGCAACGAAUGGGAAAAGAUGGGGACGAGAAUUUCGUGUGGCACGAAAGUAACGUGCAAUCGUGGGUUAGCGCGGCCUUGACGGAUGCGAGCACGUGCAUUGACGGAAUGAUAGGGGAUGGGAUCGGGCGAAGGGAACGGGCAAUGAUUAAAGCGAGGUUUUUGAAUGUGAAACAACUGGCUAGCAAUUCUCUUGCGAUGUUUAGUCAUUUCACGACACGAUAUCGUGCAUCUCGUGGCAUCAAGAAUCCGUAAAUGUAGUGAUUAAAGUGUGUUAUUUCUAAUUAUGUUACAAUUUUUUGUGGUCACUUGGUUGGCUGUUUC
This is a messenger RNA of Cynara cardunculus var. scolymus (artichoke), 690 nucleotides long. RefSeq names its product pectinesterase inhibitor 9-like. Gene Ontology annotation, molecular function: enzyme inhibitor activity. The record is from RefSeq and is a predicted model, not a curated record. Gene Ontology annotation, biological process: negative regulation of catalytic activity. The transcript has a single exon. NCBI's taxonomy places the organism in Eukaryota, Viridiplantae, Streptophyta, Magnoliopsida, Asterales, Asteraceae. The coding region runs from base 1 to 621 and encodes 206 amino acids.